This is a messenger RNA of Puma concolor (puma), 4572 nucleotides long. The record is from RefSeq and is a predicted model, not a curated record. NCBI's taxonomy places the organism in Eukaryota, Metazoa, Chordata, Mammalia, Carnivora, Felidae.
AUGGCGUGCCUGGAUGGCUCUAUGGUGAAGGUGAAAACAGAAACGCCCCUAUGUGCAGACCUGCUAAUAAUGAUAAAGCCAGGCCGCUCUGCCCAGAGCGCUAGCCCGCUGCAGGUGUGGGCACAGGUGCCAGGCCGUGGGAUGGCUAACAUCGCUGCCCACACGAAAGCAACACCCAUGAGAGAUGGUUCUGGCAGCCCUUGUCCUCCUUUGUUCCCCAUCCGAGUCUUCUCAAAGGUUCUGGAAAAUGACAAGCACCUCCUUUUCAGGACAAAAGGGGGAUUGGUUGUAGAGAUUGUGAUUUCAGAUAACACCUUCUCCUUGACAGAAGGCUACGUCGGGGCCCUGCACGAGAGCAGACACGGCAGCUCAGCGCAGAUCCGCAGGCGUAAAGCUUCAGGUGACCCGUACUGGGCCUACUCCGGUGCCUAUGGUCCUGAGCACUGGGUCACAUCAAGCGUUAGCUGCAGGGGCCGUCAUCAGUCUCCCAUAGACAUUUUAGACCAGCAUGCACAGGUUGGCGAAGAGUACCAGGAGCUACAACUUGAUGGCUUUGACAAUGAGUCUUCAAACAAAACCUGGAUGAAAAACACAGGGAAAACAGUUGCCAUCCUUCUAAAGGACGACUAUUUUGUCAGUGGUGCUGGCCUGCCUGGCAGAUUCAAAGCUGAGAAGGUGGAAUUUCACUGGGGCCAUAGCAAUGGCUCUGCAGGUUCUGAACACAGCAUCAAUGGGAGGCGCUUUCCUGUGGAGAUGCAGAUUUUCUUUUAUAAUCCAGAUGACUUUGACAGCUUUCAAACCGCAAUUUCUGAAAACAGAAUAAUCGGAGCCAUGGCCAUAUUUUUUCAAGUCAGUCCAAGGGACAAUUCCGCACUGGAUCCUAUUAUCCAUGGGUUGAAGGGCGUCGUACAUCAUGAGAAGGAGACCUUUCUGGAUCCUUUCGUCCUCCGGGACCUCCUGCCUGCAUCCCUGGGCAGCUAUUACCGGUAUACAGGUUCUCUGACCACCCCACCAUGUAGUGAAAUUGUGGAGUGGAUAGUCUUCCGGAAGCCUGUCCCCAUCUCUUACCAUCAGCUCGAGGCUUUUUAUUCCAUCUUCACUACGGAGCAGCAGGACCACGUCAAGUCGGUGGAGUAUCUGAGAAAUAACUUCCGACCGCAGCAAGGGCUGAAUGACAGGGUGGUGUCCAAGUCUGCGGUCCGCGACGCCUGGAACCAUGACAUGACAGACUUCUUAGAAAACCCACUGGGGACAGAAGCCUCUAAAGUUUGCAGCUCUCCGCCCAUCCACAUGAAGGUGCAGCCUCUGAACCAGACGGCGCUGCAGGUGUCCUGGAGCCAGCCGGAGACCGUCUACCACCCACCCAUCAUGAACUACAUGAUCUCCUACAGCUGGACCAAGAACGAGGACGAGAAGGAGAAGACGUUUACAAAGGACAGCGACAAAGACUUGAAAGCCACCAUUAGCCACGUGUCACCGGAUAGCCUUUACCUGUUCCGCGUCCAAGCCGUCUGUAGGAAUGACAUGCGCAGUGACUUCAGCCAGACAAUGCUCUUUCAAGCUAACACUACUCGAAUAUUCCAAGGGACCAGAAUUGUUAAAACAGGAGUGCCCACAGCGUCUCCUGCCUCUUCGGCCGACAUGGCCCCCAUCAGCUCGGGGUCCUCUACCUGGACGUCGUCCGGCAUCCCCUUCUCAUUUGUCUCCAUGGCGACCGGGAUGGGCCCCUCCUCCAGCGGCAGCCAGGCCACCGUGGCCUCGGUGGUCACCAGCACGCUCCUGGCGGGCCUGGGGUUCAGCGGUGGUGGCAUCCCGUCCUUCCCCAGCACCGUGUGGCCCACGCGCCUGCCCACGGCCGCCUCUGCCAGCAAGCAGGCCAGCAGGCCUGUCCUAGCCACCACAGAAGCCUUGGCCUCCCCGGGCCCCGACGGCGACUCGGCGCCCACCAGGGACAGCGAGGGCGCGGAGGAAGGGGAAAAGGAUGAGGAGAGCGAGAGCGAGGACGGAGAGCGGGAGCAUGAGGAGGAGGGGGAGAAGGACUCCGAGAAGAAAAAGAGCGGGGUGACCCACGCCACCCAGGAGCGGAGCCAGGACGAGCCCACCCCCACCCCCUCGUCUCCCGACAGGACUGCAGAGGCCGGUGGGCGUCAGACUCUGCCUGGGCACGGGCGAGACCGCACUGCCGUCCCUACAGCCCGGCCCGAUGAUGGGAGGGAUGCCCUCCCGGGCCUGGACCCCGGCUCGGUCACCUCCACCCAAGUGCCCGCCACAGUUGCAGAGGAGCGUUUCGAAGGGAGUGAUCCCGGGAGGCCCCAGAUGCCAUCGAAAAAGCCCGUGUCCCGAGGGGACAGAUUUUCCGAGGAUAGCAAAUUUAUCACUGUCAAUCCAGCAGAAAAGAACACCUCUGGAAUGAUAAGCCGUCCUUCUCCAGGGAGGAUGGAGUGGAUCAUCCCUCUGAUUGUGGUAUCAGCCUUGACCUUCGUGUGCCUCAUCCUUCUCAUUGCUGUGCUAGUUUAUUGGAGAGGGUGUAACAAAAUAAAGUCCAAGGGCUUUCCCAGACGUUUCCAUGAAGUGCCUUCUUCUGGGGAGAGAGGAGAGAAGGGGAGCAGAAAAUGUUUUCAGACAGCUCAUUUCUAUGUGGAAGAUAGCAAUUCACCUCGGGUGGUCCCCAAUGAAAGUAUCCCUAUCAUUCCUAUUCCGGAUGACAUGGAAGCCAUUCCUGUCAAACAGUUUGUUAAACACAUCGGUGAGCUGUAUUCUAAUAACCAGCAUGGGUUCUCCGAGGAUUUUGAGGAAGUCCAACGCUGUACGGCCGAUAUGAACAUCACUGCAGAACAUUCCAAUCAUCCAGAUAACAAGCACAAAAACAGAUACAUCAACAUUUUAGCAUAUGAUCACAGUAGGGUGAAGUUAAGACCUUUACCAGGAAAAGACUCUAAGCACAGCGACUACAUUAAUGCAAACUAUGUCGAUGGCUACAACAAAGCGAAAGCCUAUAUCGCCACCCAGGGACCUUUAAAGUCUACAUUUGAAGAUUUCUGGAGGAUGAUUUGGGAACAAAACACUGGAAUCAUUAUCAUGAUUACGAACCUUGUGGAAAAAGGAAGACGAAAAUGCGAUCAGUAUUGGCCAACAGAGAAUAGUGAGGAGUACGGAAACAUUAUUGUCACACUGAAGAGCACAAAAGUACACGCCUGCUACACUGUGCGUCGUUUUUCAGUCAGAAAUACAAAAGUGAAGAAGGGUCAGAAGGGAAACCCCAAGGGUCGUCAAAAUGAAAGGGUAGUGAUCCAGUAUCACUACACACAGUGGCCUGACAUGGGAGUUCCUGAGUACGCCCUCCCGGUCUUGACCUUUGUGAGGAGAUCCUCAGCAGCCCGCACGCCGGAAAUGGGCCCUGUGUUGGUGCACUGCAGCGCUGGUGUGGGCAGGACAGGCACCUACAUUGUAAUAGACAGCAUGCUGCAACAGAUAAAAGACAAAAGCACAGUUAACGUCCUUGGAUUCCUGAAGCAUAUCAGGACACAGCGUAACUACCUCGUCCAGACUGAGGAGCAGUACAUUUUCAUCCACGAUGCCUUGUUGGAAGCCAUUCUAGGAAAGGAGACUGAAGUAUCUUCAAAUCAGCUGCAUAGCUAUGUUAACAGCAUCCUCAUACCAGGAGUAGGAGGAAAGACGCGGCUGGAAAAACAAUUCAAGCUGGUCACGCAAUGUAAUGCGAAGUAUGUGGAAUGCUUUAGUGCUCAGAAAGAGUGUAACAAAGAAAAGAACAGAAACUCUUCGGUCGUGCCAUCCGAGCGUGCUCGAGUGGGUCUUGCACCAUUGCCUGGAAUGAAAGGAACAGAUUACAUUAAUGCUUCUUAUAUCAUGGGCUAUUAUAGGAGCAAUGAAUUUAUUAUAACCCAGCAUCCUCUGCCACAUACUACGAAAGAUUUCUGGCGAAUGAUUUGGGAUCAUAAUGCACAGAUCAUUGUCAUGCUGCCAGACAACCAGAGCUUGGCAGAAGAUGAGUUUGUAUACUGGCCAAGUCGAGAAGAAUCCAUGAACUGUGAGGCCUUUACCGUCACCCUUAUCAGCAAAGACAGACUGUGCCUCUCAAAUGAAGAGCAAAUUAUCAUCCAUGACUUUAUCCUUGAAGCCACACAGGAUGACUAUGUCCUAGAAGUUCGGCACUUCCAGUGUCCCAAAUGGCCUAACCCAGAUGCCCCCAUCAGCAGUACUUUCGAACUUAUCAAUGUCAUCAAGGAAGAGGCCUUAACAAGGGACGGCCCCACCAUUGUUCAUGAUGAGUAUGGAGCAGUUUCAGCAGGAAUGCUGUGUGCCCUUACCACCCUGUCCCAGCAACUGGAGAAUGAAAAUGCUGUGGAUGUUUUCCAGGUUGCAAAAAUGAUCAAUCUUAUGAGGCCUGGAGUAUUCACAGACAUUGAACAAUACCAGUUUGUCUAUAAAGCAAUGCUCAGCCUGGUCAGCACUAAAGAAAAUGGAAAUGGUCCCAUGACAGUGGACAAAAAUGGUGCUGUUCUCAUUGCAGAUGAAUCAGACCCUGCCGAGAGCAUGGAAUCUCUAGUGUGA